UCCUCCCUUGAGAAAUGCAGAGAAUUGUGAAUCAUAAUUCUCAAAAAAUAAAUAAACAAGGAUGAUUCUUGAUUGUCGGGGCGUAAGAAAAUCGAAUUUAAUGGACUUAAAAUGGGCUGGUGGGCUAAAGUAUGUACGCUAGUUUAUAAUUAUCCAAUACAAAAUUAAUCUGUGGGCAUUCCAGUGAAGUGAAGUAGCAGCAAAGAAAAAAUGGAAAAAGAAGAAGAGAAAGAGAAAGGGAAAGGGAAAGAGAAGGAGAAGGAGAAGUUGUGCAAGAGGUGCAAGCAGAAUUUCACUUCCAUCUCUAAUUCUCCGUCUUCUUGCCGUUUCCAUCCUUCGUUUUUCGUUUGUCGCCGUCACGAUGACCAGAAAAGGUACUAUGAAUUGGGACCUGAUGAUCCACCAUAUGCUGCCAAAUUUUAUGACUGUUGCGGGGCCGAGCAACCUGAGGCGCCUGGUUGCACCACCAGUUUUCAUGUUUCUUAUGAUGAUUGAUGUAAUGUUUCUCCUUAUCACCUAGAUUUUGACUGGAUUAAACUUGUAUAUAUUUGUGUACCUUCUCUAUACUAAUUAUUACUCUUGGUCUACGCUUCUUAACUGUGCGUCUCCAUAAAAGCAUCAUGCAAUAAUUGCUGUUGUUAGAAUUGUCAAUAUAUAAUAUUUUUUAUACUUUUAGUUGGAA
This is a messenger RNA of Ricinus communis (castor bean), 682 nucleotides long. RefSeq lists its product as uncharacterized. The transcript has 2 exons. The record is from RefSeq and is a predicted model, not a curated record. Lineage: Eukaryota; Viridiplantae; Streptophyta; Magnoliopsida; Malpighiales; Euphorbiaceae. The coding region runs from base 211 to 495 and encodes 94 amino acids.